AUGGUAUCACCUGGUCCAGUCCAACCAAGGACACGCAUUACCAUUCAUAGAAAUCGCGAGAUGGCUCACAAUGAUCUUGUGCGAGAUUACUUUGCACCAAAUUGUACUUACCCUCCUCACAUGUUUCGGCGAAGAUUUCGUAUGCGACGGGAAUUAUUUCUAAGGAUCAAGGACGAUCUAGAAGCUACAGACACGUAUUUUCAGCGUCUUCCUGAUUGCACCGGACGAUUGGGUUUAUCUUCCAUUCAGAAGAUGACGGCCGCACUUAGAAUUCUUGCAUAUGGUGGUCCAAUGGAUAGUUUUGAUGAAUAUAUCAAAAUUGGUGAGUCAACUGCGAAGGUAGCGCUUAACAAAUUCUGUGAAAAUAUUUUGGUUUUGUACAAGGAUCAAUAUUUGAGGACACCUACCAUGAAUGACACUAUGCACCUAAUGGAAGAAAAUGCAGCAAGGGGAUUCCCUGGGAUGAUAGGAUCACUUGAUUGCAUGCACUGGGAGUGGCGUGGGUGUCCUUCCGCCUAG
Tripterygium wilfordii is the source of this 519-nucleotide messenger RNA. RefSeq lists its product as uncharacterized. NCBI's taxonomy places the organism in Eukaryota, Viridiplantae, Streptophyta, Magnoliopsida, Celastrales, Celastraceae. Bases 1 to 519 code for a protein of 172 amino acids. The record is from RefSeq and is a predicted model, not a curated record. The transcript has a single exon.